Spodoptera litura is the source of this 2902-nucleotide messenger RNA. It is a transcript of the gene cts, whose product is annotated as cis, cis-muconate transporter protein. Gene Ontology annotation, molecular function: transmembrane transporter activity. The record is from RefSeq and is a predicted model, not a curated record. Gene Ontology annotation, biological process: transmembrane transport. Gene Ontology annotation, cellular component: membrane. NCBI's taxonomy places the organism in Eukaryota, Metazoa, Arthropoda, Insecta, Lepidoptera, Noctuidae.
CCAUACCACGGCGCACGCGCCAAUGUUACCGCUACAACCUAUUUGGUUCACAUAGAGGUUGUAUAGGAACAUCUUAAAUAAUUAAAAAUAAAUUAAAAAAAUAAAACGUUGAGUUCGAAAUUCGUAAAUCGAAGCGAACGUGUUUGACAAUAUUUCGAAUUCCGCGCGUCUUUUUUUAUUGAUUGGCGGGAUCUCGUAGUGUUGCAAAUUGAAAAAUUUGAGGUGAUUAUUACGAAGUGUUUUGCAGUCUUUGAAUAAAUCAAAAUGUUCCACGGAGGUAUAUGGGCAAAGCUGCAAGGCUUCUAUAAGUGGUAUGUGCUGGGGCUGGUGUCGAUCGGCUACAUCCUAGGAGAGCUCGGACAUUAUCUUAUUGGUACUACAUCGAAGGUGACGGCAGAUGAUCUCCACUACGGGGACAAGUCAUGCAUGCUGAACCUGACGCACGUGUCACUGAGCGACUUACCGGUCGUCUGCGAGAAAGUCAACUCUAGUGAUAUAUGCGAGACUCUAACUCUAAACGGGACGCGGUACUGUGAAUGGGGGUACAAUGGACUGGGUAUCGACUACCAGGUGCUGGCUGGCCCCGCCUUUAUGGCAGUGUUCACUGUCGUUGGAGUUAUACUUGGCGUGGUCGCUGAUAAAUUCAACAGAGCACGAAUCCUUUCCUUCUGUACCCUAGUCUUUGUGAUCGCGAUCCUUCUGAUGGGAACUGUCAAGGAGUACUGGCAUUUAGUCGUCUUACGUAUGAUAAUGGCGGCAGGAGAAUCCGGGUGCAAUCCUCUAGCUACGGGCAUUCUGACUGAUUUGUUCCCUGAGAAACAGAGGGCUCUGGCGUUGUCCAUCUUCAACUGGGGCAUCUAUGGAGGAUAUGGUAUCGCCUUCCCUGUUGGACGUUACAUUCCUGAUGUGAAUGCUUGGGGACUGAGCUGGCGUGUGUGUUACUUUGGAGCCGGUAUCGUCGGUCUUGUCAUCACGGUGCUCACCUUCCUCACUCUUCGGGAGCCUUCCAGAACAACGAUUGGAGAAGAAGGUACCACAAAGACAAAUGAUACGACAGUGGAGUCCGGCAAGAAGAUCCCUCAGGUGACCAUCUGGCAUGUGAUUGCGCAGCCCAGAAUUAUUCUGUUGUGCCUGGCUGCCUCUAUCAGACAUUGUGGUGGUAUGUGUUUCGCGUACAACGCCGACCUGUACUACCGUGAUUACUUCCCCGAUGUGGAUCUAGGCUGGUGGCUGUUCGCUGUCACUGUUGGUAUCGGCUCCGUUGGUGUCGUCGCUGGAGGAGUCAUCUCGGACAAGUAUGUGGAGAAGAUGGGUGUUCGUUCAAGAGUGCUGGUUCUUGCGUUGUCUCAGCUGAUUGCCACCCUCCCCGCCUUCGGUUCUGUGGUGUUUGGACCUCUGUGGGCCAUGAUCACUCUAGCUAUUUCCUACUUCUUCGCUGAGAUGUGGUUCGGAAUCGUUUUCGCCAUCCUUGUGGAGAUAGUGCCAUUGUCAGUCCGAUCCACCACAGUCGGAGUGUUCCUCUUCGUGAUGAACAACGUGGGAGGCAACCUGCCUAUCCUGGUCGACCCUGUCUCCAAGAUCAUCGGUUAUAGAGAGGCCAUCAUGAUCUUCUACGCUGGAUUUUAUGGCAUCAGCAGCAUAAUGUUCUUCCUAACAAUGUUCCUGAUGGACGGCCCUGUAGAGAAACCAGCUACAGAGGAACCAGUGAACAAACGCAGUGGUCUCGACAACAGAGCCUUCACUCAAGACGAACUCCCCGCCAGAAAUACAGGCAGACCCCUACCUUCUGCAGUUAACGAGAGAUUGUAAAUUAUAAAAGGACUUCUAUAAUGCAAUUUGGGGCCGCGACAGAAAUAUAUUCGUACACUGUUAGCAAAACAAACUAGCAACGAGGCCCCAGGGCCGUAAUUAGGUCUUUGGGUGCAAUAAAGUACAAAAUAAAUGCAUGACAGGACUUUGUAUAUAGCUUACGACAGAUACUUAAUUAUUGGUAAAUUUUAUAAAGAAUUAUGCGUUAUUUCCAAAGGUAAUCGUUAUCGUAAUGUAGAUAUUAGGUAUGAUUUUUUAAAUAAAAUUAUUUCGCAAUACGUACCGUACCUAAAUGCCGUAACCGAAAUGUUCUUCGAAAAGUAGAUUGUUUGAUCCGCCUAAGCGAUAUCAGGUUUGUAAGUUUAUAGAAAGGUUUAAAUAUGACAUUUCUCAUACAAUGCAUGUUCCUGUAGGAGUAAGCAAAAUAUUUUAUGGCCGAUUCAUUAAAACAGCGCUAAAAUAAAGUUUCUGACUGACUUAGCCUGUAUGUAUGAAGAAGCUUAGAUCUGAUGCUGAUCAUUAUAAUGUGCAUUGUCGUUAGUACCUUUAAGGUAUGUCUGAGUGUUAAGUUUUAUUUUAAGUUAUUUUUAAGUUGUGUUAAGGUCGUUUUAUUUAUUUUCAUCGUGAAUUCCAAGUUUAUUCAAUAUUGCUGUUUAGAAAUUAACAUAUUGAAUUAAUAGAUCUGAUAGUAAUCCGAAUCUCAACUACUUUUUAUUACGAAACAAUGCGUCAACAACGGACUACACAUAAAAUUACGUUAAUUUUUAAACAGACUAUGAUAAACUAUAAUUAUUUCGAACACAAAAGUUGUUUUUAUGCCUAAUUUUGAGUUUAUUUACAAUAAAUUUAUUACAUUAAAAUGAAAAAUGUACAAAUCAAUAUAAUAUACGAUUUAACUUCUACAUAUAAGCAAUUGCUGUUACAACUUAGGUAGGUACGAACCUACAUUGUAGUCAAAUUCAAAUCAUAUUAUUUUAAAUUACGAUAAAUUGAAAAGUUCUAAAUAAAAUGAAAUGCAGUUGUUAUGUGAUAAUGAUCUUUUGUACAUAUUUAUUUCAUAGUUUUAUGUGAUUAUUGUAAAUAAAUGUUUUAU